CGUUACCGAUGAUGAGUUACGGAGAACAGUUUAGCGCCAGCUAUGUUUGCUAAAAUCCGUUAUGAUUAAUCCCGAGCGACACGAUUAGUUCAUCGAAGAUAAAUACGCUACAGGCACCUAAUACCAAGUCUAAGCGCUACUGGGAUGUAAUUAAUGGAGUGAUGUUUGUAUAUAUGGUACUUCCUGCGAGCAAAAUAGAUCUCAUUGAAGAGGCAUGAGUGUGGAACUCUGAAUGCAGCAUACAUUAAGGUGCAACCCGAAGAAGUCAACAAAGAGUGAGAAGAAAUCGAGUGCAUAGAGGGAUAAGCUUUCUCUCGCAACCGAACGGAAUACCAAACGGGUGAUGGGCACAGAGAGAAAGCAACGGUUUUGGGCGAAUGAAAAUAAAAUUGUAGGAAAAUAAACCGAGAAGGAGUAGCAAAGCGUACAAAGUGCCUGACCUUGAUAAUCGUUUCGGCCGUCGGAUCGAAUGGGCGAUUAGUCGGCGUGGAUAGGCGAAACAUUUUCGACGUCGUCGCGACUUUCGUCAUCGGCUUGUUUUUGUUUUUAUUGUUUCCGAGCAAGUUGCGGUGCCGGUCUUUUGGCAGCGGUUGUGAAUUAUGAUUGGUGCGGUCGUCGUGGUGUUUAAAGAAAAGUGAAUACACAAAACUGGGUGCUCUUAAUUAAAAAUUCCAAAUAUUCGCUCUGCAAGAAAGAGAAGAAGUGCACAACUUUAUAAAGCAACUGAUUGUUGGAACCAGACCGUCCGAUUAAUAAUUUAGGAGAGACGUAACACCGCACCAGUUGUUGGCGGUGACUAACGGGAAUAAAACCGGGAAAUUACGCUUCGACUGCAGCGGACAUCUCAUUCCCGUUGACUUGGUGCAACGAGUAAGAAAACCAACACCAACCACAUCCGAAGAGCUUCAGAUAUUAGAUAUCCACGAUGGAUAAGCAAACAGUAGUACUUACCACAGUAUUUCUGCUGUUGGUUUUAGAAAUCAACACCGCCUUCGGAAUAAAGUGCUUUCGGUGUACGGUGGCACCACCGAACCGGUACGCCAACAAUACCAAAACCCAACUGUGUUCAAAAUUUGAUCACUCCGAUUAUUACACCGUCGACUGCCCGUGGUCAACGAUGUGCUCGAAGCGUAUCUUCAAGAUACAAUUGAUGAACCGCGAACAGGAGACCAUAAGCCGCGACUGUGCCCAACAGAAGAAAACCGAACAGGUCUAUAAAAACGGCAACUGGACCAAAGAGCACCACAUAGAGGAGCCGUACGAGGAAGGCUGCCAAACGAUAGAUGAUUCCACGUACUGCUACUGUCGGGGGUCGAUGUGCAAUACGGCAACCAAGGUCGAAAAAAACAGUUAUCAUACUGACGCAAUGGCAGUCAUAUUUGUGUUCAACGUGAUGAAGUACAUCAGGAAUAUAGACUACUGACACGAUGGUUAUGUUUCUAUUUCACGUUUUGUGCUAAUAAUUGAUAGAUUAACUUAACUGCUUUUCUGACUGAAAAUCGAGUCAAUGACGAAAAUGUUUUGUUGAACUUUUGUUUUAUGUUCGAAAUUCAUGUGAUAUAAUAAAUAAGUAGGUAUUUUU
This is a messenger RNA of Ochlerotatus camptorhynchus, 1582 nucleotides long. RefSeq lists its product as uncharacterized. The record is from RefSeq and is a predicted model, not a curated record. Gene Ontology annotation, biological process: positive regulation of voltage-gated potassium channel activity; sleep; regulation of synaptic transmission, cholinergic. The coding region runs from base 926 to 1423 and encodes 165 amino acids. The transcript is spliced from 3 exons. Lineage: Eukaryota; Metazoa; Arthropoda; Insecta; Diptera; Culicidae.